AUGAACGACAUGAACAUCCGUAACACAGCCGUUAGGAGAUAUGCGAGCAGAGAGAAGCUCGACCUUGUUCCCCAUGACCCAUCUGAGCCCUUUGGCUCGGGAGAUUUCCCGCCCUUCGAAGACGACUACCAGCCGCGCUCACUCCGGCCCACAGCGGAGGAGUCCAAGCCAGGAAACCCCCAGCUCGAGAUCUUGCAGCCGAUUCGCGGCGGCAGAGACGUUGGCUCCCAGAUAUUGCUCUGCAAGGUCGUCCGCGGAACAGCGGACGGCAACAACGACAACAAGAAGCAUGCACCCUUCCCGAUAUUCGACCCUCGACUCUAUCACAUGCGUGGCGGAUUCGACUUGGCCAAGGAACCACCCUUUGACGAUGCGGCCGUCGCGUAUAGCGAACUCUGCCGCGAGGCCGCAGUGUACCAGUUCUUCUACGAGAAAGGGAAGUCCGGACACCCUUUCAUGAUCGCUCAAUACUACGGCUGCUGUAUCGCCAAUGUCAAGAUGUUCAACGACGCCGCGACUCCGGACACGUGGGUUGGCCUCAUCCUCAUCGAGUACAUUGAAGGCCUUUCAAUUGAGGCCAUGUGCACUCGUGACCACAGUACGGGGUACCUCCAGCCCCCGCUAGGCGAACAUGUUUCACUUCAUAGUGAUCAAAAGGCUGAGGGAAAGGGGCAGACAAAAAUGUUGACACUGAAUCGCCAAGUAUGCUUGGACGCCAUCCAAAGCCUCCUCGGGCAGAUCGUUGUCUGCAUGCAUCUGAGUGUAUCCGUUCCAGACAUCUUUCCCCGUAACAUCUUCCUCACUCUCCGCAACAACGCACUCGAUUUGCAGACUCCCAGGGUCGUCAUGUUGGACCACAGAUUCUCAUCUGUCUGGGAGCACACCCGAGCUAGCAAGGCAGGAUUACCAGCCUACUUUGCCGACCUGAAACUACCUCUCCACCCAUGGGAACAAUUCGGUAUCCGCGGCAAGAUGCGUCAGUUCCUCGGUUGGAUCCCUGAAGAAUGGGACGAUAGGAAACAAUUGCUAGAGACAACGACCCACGGGGCAGCCGCCUCAACUCCAGCAACGGGCCAAGCCUCCAGCGUGCCCGUGACCACCGAGAAGACGGGGAUCGCAAAGUCGUUUGACGACUGGCUCGUGGACUGUUUUGGUCCUUUGGAAGAUAGCAACCCAGACUAUGCCGUAUUCCCAGAGGAUGGUUCUGGCAGUGGCGAGGAAGAUUAA
Messenger RNA from Colletotrichum phormii, 1227 nucleotides. RefSeq lists its product as uncharacterized. The record is from RefSeq and is a predicted model, not a curated record. The transcript is spliced from 2 exons. Lineage: Eukaryota; Fungi; Ascomycota; Sordariomycetes; Glomerellales; Glomerellaceae. Bases 1 to 1227 code for a protein of 408 amino acids.